UAACGUUUAAAUGGUUGUGUGUUACACGUGUUUUAAAAUAUUUUAUUAUUUGCAUAUUUUUUGUGCAAUUAGUUAAAGUAAAUAGGAAAAUGCGAUGUUUUUACGUGAAGAAAUGAUUUCUUGUAGUUCAUACUGCGAGAUGACAUUAUUAUGACAUUAAGUACGGUUAUACGACACCCUCUACCCAAACGAAAGUCAGUCGAAGGCACAUCGAACGAUGACGUUCGCAGAGAACGCCGAAGAGAAGCGAAGUUCCAGUGAUCUAUCGACCGCGCGACUCGCUAUGGAGGAUCCGCGUGACGUCCAGCGGUCAUCGGAGGAGAACUCGAACGUGAGCACGGAGGGGAAUCCGUUGUUGGAGUCCGAUCGAAAAUCUAUAUCGGUGAAGAUCGAGAGUACGGCUGGGAAGUUGAAGAAGACAGACAGGGACGAGGAGGACCGGGCAUCGAUGAAUAAUUCGCGAAAGGAUCCGGAAGCUGUUGCUCAGAAGAAUGUCGCACCGCCGGAUGGAGGUGCUCGAGCAUGGAUGAUUAUGAUCGGCAGCUUUGUUAUCAACGGUGUCCUCUUCAGUGUCAUUAAUACUUAUUCCUUAAUCUACCUCGAACUGCAGAAACGUUUAUCGGAAUCUGGAGAGACGGCGGCGUCCUCGAAGGCGGCUUUAGUAGGGUCAUUAACAAUCGGCACCACGUUCUUUUUAUCACCGAUCUCUGGCAUUCUUACUGACAAAAUCGGUAUCCAGAUGACAACGUUUCUGGGUGGCGCUCUUGCAUCCAGUGGAAUGUUACUCUCAUCAAUAUUUUCUAGCCAGGUGACGUUGCUGUAUCUGACAUAUGGGGUGAUGUACGGACUUGGGGCAAGUCUGGCUUAUACCCCGAGUUUAGCGAUCUUGGGGCAUUACUUUAAGAGGUACUUGGGCCUGGUGAAUGGUAUUGUCACAGCUGGAAGCUCUGUAUUCACCACACUUAUGCCAUAUUUCAUGGAGGUGAUACUUCGGCGAUUCGGAUUGGAAGGCACGUUAAGAUGCCUGGCCGUACUCACCGCGGUCGUCAUGGCGUGUGCGUUACUUUUCAAACCAAUUCCUUGUACGUAUAAGUUCUGGAAUCAAUUGAAGUCAAAAUCAAACUUCAAAAGCUGUUUGAAGGAGGUCGUCAACGUCUCCAUUUGGAAGAAGAAACGAUACGUGGUUUGGGCCAGUUCCAUUCCCCUCGCCCUGUUUGGGUAUUUCGUCCCGUAUGUUCAUAUAGGGAAAUUCGUUGAGACAGUGUUCAAGGGCGCGGAUGGAAAGCUUCCAAUCAUGUGCAUCGGCAUCACAUCUGGUCUCGGCCGAUUGAUCUUCGGUUAUAUCGCUGACUUGCCUAAGGUGGAUAGAAUACUGUUACAACAGAUAUCUUUCAUUAGCAUUGGCGUUCUUACGAUGCUUCUUCCUGUCACACCUUCCUUCGUCGUGUUGUUACUUAUUUCUUUGGCGAUGGGAUUAUUCGAUGGGUGCUUUAUAUCCCUUUUGGGCCCCAUUGCCUUCGAUAUAUGCGGCCGAAAAGGAGCCACUCAAGCUAUUGGCUUCUUACUGGGCAUGUGCUCGAUACCAUUGACAGUGGGUCCGCCAAUUGCUGGUCUGCUGUAUGAUCAUACCGGUAGCUACGAUCUACCCUUCUUUCUAGCAGGUAUACCACCAAUAGUAGGGGCACUGAUGAUGUUCCUAAUAAAGUUCGUUAAAGAUGACGACCAGAACUGUAUUAGAGAGAACGCGGAUAGUAAAGCGGCUAGUCAGAAUGGUCGGUAAACAGAGUACUCGAGCAUCGACUUUCUGUCCCCGUGCUUCGUGGCGACUCUGAAGGACAUGUGCGAUUCACACG
This is a messenger RNA of Dufourea novaeangliae, 1853 nucleotides long. It is a transcript of the gene kar, whose product is annotated as monocarboxylate transporter 10. The record is from RefSeq and is a predicted model, not a curated record. The coding region runs from base 218 to 1780 and encodes 520 amino acids. Gene Ontology annotation, molecular function: monocarboxylic acid transmembrane transporter activity. Lineage: Eukaryota; Metazoa; Arthropoda; Insecta; Hymenoptera; Halictidae. Gene Ontology annotation, biological process: transmembrane transport. The transcript is spliced from 9 exons.